AAUGCCACUGGUCUUACAAUCACAAACCCACUGGUUCUAUACCGCAGUCUCAUUGCCACAAAGCGCAUAUCGCCAGACUCCAGCCAGCAUCGCUUAGCACUGCAUCUUCAAAAAUUAUACGAGAACCUCAUAGAUUAUGAGCCAAGUAUAGACUACUCGCACCGUCUGCAGCAACUUAGCCAUGCUAUAGCUGCAGAAGCUCGUGAUGUUUCGCCACCAAGAUCCGAGCCGGUAGAGGCAAAACCUUCUCUGGGGACAAGAGGGGUCUGGAGAUCCCUCCUUGCGCAGAAAGAGAAAAGGGAUUCCCUGGCGCUUACGCGAGUCUUCACGAGCCAUGAAGCCGCAAUGAGCCUUCAGUCCCCCAAAGGGUUGAUGCUACACGGCGAAGUGGGAACGGGCAAAUCCAUGCUGAUAGACUUGUUCGCCGACUGUCUGCCCAACCGUAAGAAGAGGCGCUGGCACUUCAACACAUUCAUGCUGGACGCACUAUCCCGUUUGGAGUUUCUCCGCAAGUCCAGGUCCGUUGACCGAGUGGAUGGCGCGUUCGGACUCCAGGACGAAUAUUCCCUGCUCUGGUUGGCGAAGGAUCUGAUAGAAACGUCGCCCAUCCUCUUCCUGGACGAGUUCCAACUCCCCGAUCGCGCAGCCUCCAAGAUACUCUCGAACCUCAUGACCAGCUUCUUCCAGCUCGGCGGGGUUCUCAUCGCUACCAGCAACCGGAUGCCAGAGGAGCUCGCCAAAGCGGCUGGCAUGGAGUUUGCGAGGCCAGUCUCGCGAUUGGGCAAGUUGGGAUGGAGACUGGGAAUGAACGGUUCCUCUGGAAGAAACGACGGGCCAGGCCAAGCGGGUGAGUUUGCGCAGUUCCUGGAUGUGUUGCGCGCAAGAUGCGAUGUGUGGCAGAUGGAAGGGCAGAAGGAUUAUAGGAGAUUGGGUGCAGAGGAAGAUAGGCGUGUCGCGUCGCUGACUUCUUCGGAGCCGAUAAAAGCCGCAGAUUCUUCUUCCGCACUUUGGACCAGCACCCCCAACUCUGAAGAUUCUUCUUCCGGAGCGGAUAGGGGGAUGGUUACACUCCCAAAACACUACCUCAUUCAUCCAACGCAAUCUGCCAACCCCUCGGAGCACGUCCAAUUCAUCACCUCCUUCACCAACGCUCUCCACACGGCAACCUCCACCCCUACCUCCGCUCCUAUCCCCUGGGUACCUAAGACGCUCACCAUCUACGGCCGCCCUCUGCGAAUCCCACACACCCACUCCGGCGUCGCCCUUUCCACCUUCGCCGAGCUCUGCGGCACCGCCCUCGGCCCCGCCGACUACGUCUCCCUAGCCUCGACCUUCCACACCGUCAUCCUCACCGACGUGCCCGUCCUGACCUGGAAAGAGAAGAACGAAGCGAGACGCUUCAUCACGCUGCUCGAUGCGCUGUACGAAGCGCGAUGCGCUGUACGAAGCGCGAUGCGCUGUACGAAGCGCGAUGCCGCCUCCUCCUCACCGCCGAGCGACCGGUCGAUGAGCUACUGGGAAGAUGGAUUUACAGCCGACGCCGACCCCGUCCACCCGGAAACCUUUUCUGAAAUCCAUCAGGAUCUGACAUCCCCUUUCCGGCCCAACAUCUCUUCCUACCAUUCCUCCUCUUCGUCCUCGUUAUCCCCGGCAGCAUUCCUCGCCGAGGACGCCCUGGAAGAUGACCCACCGAGCCGAUUCCGGCGGCCGGGCUCGAGCUUCACGGAUGAACGUCGCGCGACGGAUAGGGCGAGGGAGAGGGCGACGGCGAAGGCGCCCGAUUUCGCGGAUUUGACGGGGUUGACGGGCGAGGACGAGCGGUUCGCGGUGAAGAGGGCGAGGAGCCGCAUCUGGGAGAUGUGUUCGGGGCGGUGGUGGGAGGGGAGGGGGAGUCCGGGCUGGUGGAGGCCGCUGCCCGUGGAGUCACGGCAUUGGGAACGUCGUCCUGUUGCGUCGGUUGCAGCGGCAAAUGAUGGUUCGGCGCCUGCAGGAGGUGAGCACGUAGUCUCCGAUGCGAGCGAUUUGAGCAACAGAGAGGGCGUGCAGGACGACAAGCUGUUCGCGCAUGGAGCGAGUCCCUUCCGCACGAUGAGCGAGCCACCGCCUCGGAUCGGCUGGACGCAUGCCUGGGGCAUGAUGAAGUGGGGGAGGAGGGCCGGGGCUUGGGGGAAGGGGGUUGAGGGGCUGGAGGAGCGGGAGAGG
Messenger RNA from Westerdykella ornata, 2202 nucleotides. RefSeq lists its product as uncharacterized. Gene Ontology annotation, molecular function: ATP binding; ATP hydrolysis activity. Lineage: Eukaryota; Fungi; Ascomycota; Dothideomycetes; Pleosporales; Sporormiaceae. The transcript has 4 exons. Gene Ontology annotation, cellular component: cytoplasm; mitochondrion. The annotation marks the transcript as partial. The record is from RefSeq and is a predicted model, not a curated record.